AUGGAGUCUCAGAUCCGCCAGAACUAUCACCACGAUUGCGAAGCUGCUAUCAACCGGAUGAUCAACUUGGAGAUGUUUGCCUCCUACACCUACACUUCAAUGGGUUUCUAUUUCUCCCGUGACGAUGUGGCUCUGCCUGGUUUCACGCAUUUCUUCAAGGAGAACAGCGACGAGGAGCGGGAGCACGCCGACAAGCUACUCUCCUUCCAGAACAAGCGAGGUGGACGCAUUUUACUCCAGGACAUCAAGAAGCCAGAACGUGAUGAGUGGGGCAAUGGGCUGGAGGCAAUGCAGUGUGCUCUGCAGCUGGAGAAGAAUGUGAACCAGGCCCUGCUGGACCUGCACAAGAUUGCCUCUGACAAGGUUGACCCCCAUCUGUGUGACUUCCUGGAGACCCAUUACCUGAAUGAGCAGGUGGAGGCCAUUAAGAAGCUGGGAGACCACAUCACCAACCUCAUCAAGAUGGAUGCUGUCAAAAACAAGAUGGCAGAGUUCCUGUUUGACAAGCACACCCUGGGAGGCCAGAGCUAAACUACUUUCAUCCCCAGGCUAUGGCCUCCAGCCUCAGAGCAGGACUCCUGGCUACUCUGAUAGAUCCUCCUGGCUUUGCAUUUAUAGGGAGGGGAGAGUGUGGAACUGGUGUAUUGAGAUGUUUCUGUUGACAACACUACUUGUAUUUGAGGCAAGGCUUCUUGUAAAACAAUUUAAAAAAUAUCACUAAAGGUUGUUGCUGUUUUCUAAGUGUUGACCUGUAGUAAUGGAUGUUGUAUCAGUCUAUUCAGGUUCUUUGCUCUGUCUUACUGAGCAUCUUCAUACCAGUGACAAUUGUAGACCUACUAGUGGCUGAGGGUCAUAACAAUAGGUGAAGUUUAGCAUGAGUUUUAGAAAGGAUGUUACCUCUGACCACAGAGGGUGUCAUAUACUGUAUCUUGUAAUAGUGCCAUGUCAAUUACGGGACCAACUGUCAACUCAAGCUCCAUAGGAUUGAAAUGGGUAACUACAGUUGUGGACCUUUACUCUGCAUCACAAGUUUAUUAGACAGCCUAGAGGUCAAUCAAACCUGUUAACCAGCUGUGAUGAAGCUCGGCUUUAACUGACACCUAAUAAAUAUGUACUCAUUUUG
Messenger RNA from Oncorhynchus nerka (sockeye salmon), 1123 nucleotides. Its product is annotated as ferritin, middle subunit-like. The record is from RefSeq and is a predicted model, not a curated record. Lineage: Eukaryota; Metazoa; Chordata; Actinopteri; Salmoniformes; Salmonidae. Gene Ontology annotation, molecular function: ferric iron binding; ferrous iron binding. The transcript is spliced from 4 exons. Gene Ontology annotation, cellular component: cytoplasm. The coding region runs from base 1 to 531 and encodes 176 amino acids. Gene Ontology annotation, biological process: iron ion transport; intracellular iron ion homeostasis.